Messenger RNA from Meleagris gallopavo (turkey), 1788 nucleotides. The record is from RefSeq and is a predicted model, not a curated record. Lineage: Eukaryota; Metazoa; Chordata; Aves; Galliformes; Phasianidae.
AUGUCACAAAAGUACAUUCAACCCCUGCGGAUCCUGGAUUUUGUUUCCUCCAUCCUGAUUGAUUUUAAGUGGGGAUCCUCAUCACAGAGCUGGUGGGGCUGGUGCUUGGCCCAUCUUCGCAGGAGUCCGUUGCUCUCAUACUCUGUCAUAGGCUUUGAUGGAUGCCUCAGGGAUAAGGAGGGCAGGGCAGAGACCGAUGUGCCAAAUGACGGAUGGUGCGGUCUGAAACUCCCAGAUCCAAGCGACGGGGUUCAGCCGAUCGUGAGCAACCAGAAGAAUCCCAGAGACUUUGAUGAUAAAUAGGGGACGUCCCCAGGAUUCAGGACCAGUGGAGAGAUGGCCAAUCCUAUCCCGUCAGCCUGCUGCGUGGUGCUCGCUGUGGUGGUGGUGUAUGCUCAGAGGCACAGCCAGCAGGACAGCCACAUCCAGUAUGAGCGGGUAGGUGCCGACGUGACCAUGAAGUGCGGCUCCAUGGACUGGGAUGCAGCUGUGACCUGGACGGCCAAUGGCACUGACAUUGAUGACUCCCACCUGAACGGGUCCUACCUGAUCCUGAAGAACGUGGACCUGACACAGAGCGGCCAGUACUCAUGCUACGAGGGCUCCUCCUGGCACCUCAAGUACCAGACCAACCUUAGGGUGGGAGUCCCCCCGAAAGAGCCAGUGCUGAUGUGUCGGUCCAACAACUAUCCAAAGGGUUUCUACUGCAGCUGGCACCUGCCCAGCCCCACCUACAUCCCCAACUCCUUCAACAUCUCUGUCAUACAUGGCACGAGAGAGAUGGUCUGCGAAAAGGACAUCUUCCCCAAAAACAGGUGUCACAUCAGAUACCUCCAGCUCUUCUCAACAGUGAAGUACAAGGUGACUCUGACCGUCACGAAUGCUCUGGGCAAAAACUCCACCACUCUCACCUUUGACGAGUUCGCCAUAGUAAAGCCGGAUCCUCCAGAGAGCGUGGUGGCCAAGCCCGUGCCCAAUAACCCCCGGCGGCUGGAAGUGUCAUGGCAGAACCCCUCAUCCUGGCCCGACCCCGAGUCCUUCCCACUCAAGUUCUUCCUGCGCUAUCGGCCCCUCAUCCUGGACCAGUGGCAGCACGUAGAGCUGUCGGAUGGGACGUCACACACCAUCACAGAUGCUUAUGCUGGCAAGGAGUACAUCAUCCAGGUGGCCGCCAAAGACAAUGACAUCGGCACGUGGAGCGACUGGAGCGUGGCUGUGCAUGCCACCCCCUGGACGGAGGAGCCCAAGCACCUCACCACGGAGAUUCAGAUCAUAGGUGAGACCCUCACCCAGCACAAACCCCUUGCACUCAGGGGUCCUGGGUAUGGAGACCCCAGUGCUGGGGGUGUGUGGAGGAUGAGUGACCCUUCUCUUCCUCAUCACAGAUCCCCAUCUGUCGCAGCGCAGCGGAGACAACCUCCCACAGCCACCGCCACCGCCACCACCACACUCCCUCCGCACCCUGCCCGUUUUGAGUCUCUUUAUCUCUUCGAUUUUGCACACGUUGAGGACGUAUCACGCUUCUCGCCAUCGCUGCGGAGGAGGACAGAGCCACCAUCCCCCCUCCAGGGGGACCUGCCCCAAAAAACCUCGCCGAUAGCCCAGAGCGAGGACACGCACUUGUGCCCAUGUCACCCGCUCCGUCCCCACUCUCAGCAAGGCGCAACGAGCCCGGGCAUCAUGCCGCAGCCCCGGAUCCUGCGGGCCAGCCCCACCAUCGCUCAUACAGCUAACCCGCCACGCCAAAGACGUGCCACCGCCGCCACCAAGCCACCGGGACGCGGGUGA